AUGAAUGAUUACAUUUACAUGUUACCCAUUACUGAAACAUUUGAUAAUACCAGUCAUAUUUCCAUUGCUAAUACUAACAAUAACAAUACCAAGAAUUAUUUCACUACAAUCACCGGAAUAACAUCAACAAAAACAGUUACAACUCAAAACGUGAUCUCCACUAAUGUAUCAAAUAAUCAAAAGAGGAGUUGUUAUGUAACAGAACUACACCAACAUGGUUCAAUAUCAUCUUUCUGUCCUACAUUAUUCAAUGUUCAAAAGUCUGUCAAUGAUGAUGAUGAUGAUGCUGGCAACGUUGGAUGUUAUGCAACUGAUAAUAAUGAUGGUGAUGAUGAUGAUGGGGAUGAUGAAAAUGGAUUUAAGUCAGUUCAUCAAAAUAAUCCUGUAUUCUAUCAUUCUAUUCAAACAUGGCCAACUGGCAAUGCAAGGAGUAUUCCUGAGUUGAAUAAAUUCGAAGGUAUUUAUCCUGCUGAAUGGAAUAUUGACAAUAGACUGUUGACUUCAGACACAUAUCCUUCUAUACAACCGGAUAGUAUUACUACUCAUCAUCAUCAUAAUAAUAAUAAUAACACGAGUGAUUAUUACUUUUCGCCCAAUACAAAUUAUUUGAAUAGUUGUAACAGUAAUAGUAAUAUUACUACUACUCUUACGACCACUACUACGACUAAUACUAUUACUAAUAAUAAUAGUGACAAUGAUAGUAAAACUGGUAAUCUUAAUAACACGUGUCCAAUUCCUUCAGUCAGUCAUGGUUAUACCUACCAGCAAGAAAUAAAUUCCUCAGUUUACGAGGAACAACCCGCAUAUGGUUAUAAUAAUAAUAAUAAUGAUAAUAUUCUACUCGGUAAAUGUAUAAACAAACCUGAUUAUCCCCAUCCUAUCAUCAGUACUCCUACACUCCCUUCUUUAACUUGUCAUCAUCCUAAUCAUCAACAAGAACAAGAGCAUCAGCAACAACAGUCAUCGAUUAUUGAGUCUAAUGCAACAGAACAACAACACCAACAAGCGAUACAGAAUAAUUCUACACAUUUCCCUUAUGAAAUAUGUAAUAAUAAUAAUAAUAAUAAUCGAUCAAUAAAAGAUUAUUCUAAAAGUUCAACAGGAAUAGUUUAUUCAAAUGAAGACACUAAUCUACACAAUCAGAUAUUACCGAAUCCAGUCAAUAGUACCAACUGUCAUAUCUCUAAUUUACACGAAAGUACACGAGUAAAACUAAGCAAGUAUAGUGGAGUAAACAGUUCCCCCAGUAAAUGUUUGUAUUCAUUACGUGCUGGAUUGAAUAGUAGAAAGCAUAGACCUUCUGUUCAUACAAUGCAUGGAAAAUCAUCAGAAUUAUUUCGUAGCAAUCAACAGAUAUACUUAUCUGAGUAUCAUCGUCAAGCGCCUAAAACAAAUCGAUUAACGCAUAAGUUGACAUAUCGUACAACAGCAACAACAACAACAGCAACAACAACAACGGCAAUUGCUAAUACUACUAAUACUACUGUUGCUUUUACUAGUAGUAAUAAUAUAAUCAACAGUAAUUUUGCUUACAAUUUAAAAUCAUCACAAAAUCAUUCGACUCCUUUAAACAAUACUACCUGUCAACUAAUCGAUUCACUCAAUAACAAUAACAAUAGUAUAUUGAAACAGACAACUUCACAAAUGAAUGAACCUAUAAAACAUUCAUUAAACUAUGAAAUGUGCUCAAAAUUGAAACAAAACAAAACACUGAUAUCAUCAGCUAAUAGUAAUAAUGGUAGUAUUCUAACACGUUCACCAUAUAAAUGUCGUAAGUGUAAAGGACACGGAAUGUCUGAACCGGUUAGACAGCAUAAACGUAAUUGUCCAUUUCGUGAUUGUACAUGUGAUAUGUGUUACCUGGUUGAAAAAGGUCGUCGAAUUGUUGCUCAACAGAUUGCUUUAUUUCGUGAUCAGAAAAGUCAUAAUUCACAUCAUAAAUAUGUAACGCAUUCAAAAGAUCCUCGUUCAUCAUUAUCGUCGUCAUCAUCAUCAUCAAAUAAAGAGAUUAUUACAAUGAAAGGAGCAUUGGAUAGAAUCACUGAGGAUAUUGGACCACAUUGUCGUAGAUGUCGUAAUCAUGGUCAAAGUAUUUCAUGGAAAGGUCAUAAAAAAACAUGUCCAUAUCGUGAAUGUUAUUGUAAUCAAUGUAUACUAAUCUCGUUACGUAAAUCGAAUGAAAAAGAUUUAAGAGAAGUAGCACAAGAAUUCACUGAAAAUCGUCCAGACAAAAGAGCGAUGAAAUCACCAUUAAAAGCCACUAAGGUUAACAGUGAAUUGAAUAUACACAGUGCUGAUAGAAAGCAUCAAAAGAAUACAAAUUUAUUAUCUGCUUAUCGAAUGUUCGAUAAAAAUACUGGAUCAGAAGGAUAUAAUGAAAAUAUUGUUUCAAAUUCACAUGAUCAAAUCUUUCCAGCCUCAUCGUUCUCGGAUCGAUUUCAUUUACCUUCAGUUGCUAAAAAUUGUACUAAUUCUUGGAUUCAUCAACUGGUUACUUCUUCAGUUGUUACGUCAUCAUCAGUGUCAUCAUCAUCGUCGUCAUUACGACCAUCUUAUGAGACAAAUAUUAAUCAAUGUGAAAAUUUAUCCUCCUUUCCUACUGAUUAUAAACCAUCUUAUCCUUCUAAUAUACCUACACAUUCAGUUCUUCAAGAAACAUUUACAAAGCCAUUUCAAACUACUCAAAAUGCAUUGAAUUUAGUUCGAGAAUAUAAUGAUGAAGGGAUUGUAGAUUCAGCAAAUUUUAUCCAUGAUGAAGUAACCUCACAAAAGUUGAAUCCUACGAAUUCAAUGUCUGCAAACAGUAGUUAUAAUGAUCUGUCUAUGAUUCAAUGUCGAACAUCAACAAUAACAACAUCAUCGACAGAAGGUUCAAAAACUCUGUCAGAUAAACUAACUGACUCGAAUUCCUCUUGUCUACGUCGGCUUCCUGACUAUUGUUCAUCACAAGGAUAUUUUAAUUCAGGUUUACCUACUACUACUACUACUACUACUUCGAUGACUACAUCAACAAUCAAUCAUAUAUGCAAAUCUAGUGUUCAUUGUAAUGUCUUAUUCAAACCGCAUGAUCUAGUUAACAGUACAGAUAACAACAGUAUGAAUUAUACUUCAAGCGAAUUUUCAAAAGAUCAUGUUUUGUAUGAAUCAUUGGCGAGUAAAGAUGAGCCAGAAGAGUCGACAUUACACCCUCUACCUAAUAAUAAUAAUAAUAACAACAAUAUAACAGAAGCUUUCCCAUUUGAAUUUCAUAAAUCUGAUCGAGUGAGUGUUUUUCAAAAUCUUAUUGACAGUGUAAAAUCAAACAAUGAUUAUGAUUAUUACUCGAAUUCAUCCCAGUUCAAGCCUAAUUAUUCAUCAUCAUCAUAUCCAUCUAAUGUAAUUAAAGGUGAUACUAUGAAUGAAUUUUUCUACCUGAAUAGUAAUCAAGAAAUUAACUCGUGUCAUAUAGUAGCCCCCUCUUUGAUUAAAAAUACACCUUCAGAUUAUAGUCAAUUUACAGAAGUGAUACAAUCUAAUCAUCCAAGUGAUUUGCUUACCUCUUCAUCAGUUCAUGUAAAUGAAGAGAAACUUGUUGGAGCAACAGCAGCGGCGGCGGCAGCCCAUCAUGUGGCGGCUUUAGCGGCAGCUGUUGCAUAUCAUCAUCAACAACAACAACAACAGAAACAUCAACAUGAUUAUUAUCAACACCAAUAUCAACAACCAGUAGAUAGUAGAACACAACAAGAGGAACAAAAUAACCAGCCAACGACAAUUUCAUCAUUUCUGUCUACCAAUGAACACAUGAACGCCUUAUCUGGAUCACUAAGUGUACCUUUAAACUUUUCAAAUAUGUAUAAUAAUAAUAAUAAUUAUAAUUAUAAUAAUAUUGUAACUAGUGACAAUAAGGGAUUAAAUCAGACCACAGAGAGUACAAUUAUCAAACCACCAUUAUUAGAAUCCAUUAAAACAGUUUAUACUCAAAAGCCAAGGCAAUCAAGUGAUGAAAUUUACUUCCCUUCAUUGAAAAAAGAAUUGAAUAAAUUUUCAAGGGAAUUUUUUGAUGGAGACUAUAAUCAUUCUUUCAAUAAUAAUUCAUCAUUUCAUCAUAAUUAUUCACCGACUUAUUCAACACAACAUCAUCAGAUACGUGAACAUCAACAUGAUGCUUAUCAUCCCCAUCAUCAUCAACAACAGCAACAGGAAGAGCAAUCCUAUUCGAUUAAUGAUUCAUUGAUUAUUAAUAAUAAUAAUAGUAUACACGAGAACAAUACAUCCCUAGAAAAUGUUAGUCUAAAACAAUUGUCAACAAUAAAACAGAAAAGUCAACUUUAUGACUACCAACCACAAUCUCAUCAUCAUCUUUAUAAUGGUGUGAAUAAACUUGAUGAUCUAAAGAGUGUUCAACAUCAGUCUAGUGUACAAAUUAAUCAAGAAAUUAAUAAAUUACAAAUAAUACACUUAACAAAUGCAAUUAUUCUACCUCCACAACAGUCUGUUGGACAAACACAACAAGAAAUCAACGUUAGUAUUAAUAAUAAUAAUCAUAUUAACCGUAAUAACAACACAUCAUGGUCACCGUAUUAUGAUUCAUUAGUCAAGAUACAACAAAUCAAUCAAUCCAAUGAAACUGACUAUCAUCAUCAACAACGUCAACAACAACAACAACAACAGUCGUAUAAACAUGAGACUACGUCAACAGAUAAUUUCAGUAGUAUGAGUACAACUGAUAUGAUUUCAAAUAAUAUUGAAACAUUGAAUUCAUUGCCUAAUGAAUAUUGUAAUAAUCUUUUUAAAAAAUUUGAACCAUCAAAUAAAUUAACGAAAAAGUCUAAUCAUUCGAAAAGAACUACAGUGAAUGCUUCCUCAGGAGAAAAAGAAAGACAUUCAAAAGUAAAGCAUACAAAAAACCAUAGUGAAUCCUUAAGUCUUGGCGAUUCCAAAUUUCCCUCAGACGUAAUCCAGUCGGAUAGUGGAAGUAAAGGAGAAUCGCUUGAUAAAGAAGCUAUAAUUGAUCAGUACAAACGUGACCAUAGCAAGAAAAAGAGAAAACAUUCAAAGAGUGAAACAAAACAUGAAAAGCAUAGCAAGCGUGAUGAAUUUAAUUCUGAAUUAACAGCGGAUGCGUCACCUGUCAAAGAAUCUCCUCGAAAACAGAAGCAUCGAGAUAAAUCACAUAGGCGAAGUAGUGCAUCAAAGGCUUCAACGGCGAAUGAAAAGCCUCAUCGCUCUGCAAAACCAGUCGUUCGUGAGGACGGCAGUCGUAAGGUUGUAUCAACUGCUAGAGCGCAAAGCUGUGAAGCGGAUAUGCGUGUGCAUUCUGCUUAUGAAUCUGUUCCAAACACACCAUCAUCAGCUUCUACAUGUUCCUCAGAUGCUUCAGAAUCUUCAUAUAAUCAGUCGUCAUUUAGCGCCAGAAAGCAUCAUAAACGUCUGGUUCAUGAUGAGUAUUCUAAUGAAAAGUCAUAUAAACAGAAACACAAUAAAAAUAGUCGUUCCCCCUCAACACAUUUUAAUCGUGAUCGUAAAACUGACUCUUCACGGCUUACAAAUAAUCACCAAGAUACUAAACUUGAAGGAAAUUCUGCUACAGCGAAAAGAGUUCGUCAGUCUGUCAGUCCACCUUCAAAGUCAAAGAAAGAAAAUUCAGCUUCUUUAAGUUAUGGGUAUCGUCAAUCAACACAGCGUCGCCAUGUAUCUGCACGUUGUAGAUCUCGUUCGAAACGUCGCGCUUCAUAUAGGGAAAGAAGUAGCGAUUCUGAAAGAUACGAACCUCGAAAAAGGCAUCGUUCAGAUGAAAAGAAGUAUAUCCAUUCACGGUCACAUCCUUCUAAGAGGAAGUCCGGAUACUAUAGUCCUGAUGACCGCCAUGAUAUGCAUAAACGUCGUUAUCUAAAACGUCAUGACCGUCAUCCUGCACGUAACUCACAUAGCACCAGGAGACGCAGUAACGGAAGUCAUCAGUAUGAUUUACAUGAAGAUGUUGAAUCGUUAUCACCAUCGCCUAAAGGUUCAAGACGAGCUGAUGCAAAAAGUGGAUCUCGGCAGCAUUCGACACGGCGGCAAGUAGGCAAAUAUCAGUCAGAUGUGCAUAUUUCUUCAGCUCAAAAGCGAUAUGCAGGAGGAGGUACAGAUGAAUUUUUAGAUCCGGAAAGUACAAAUCCAAAACCUACAAAUACUGCAUCAAUCCAUACAGAGUCCAUUCAUCGUUUGUCUGUGUCACCUCCUGAUCUUUCUAUUUCUAAUGAUAAUGAACAGAAGGUACAGGCUCUUUGUGAAUUCCUAGAUGAACUAAAGUGCGAAGAUGUUUCAGAUACUGAGUUAGAUUCAUUACUUCCAUCAUCUAUAGUUAAUUUUUCACCCGAAAUUAACGAAACAACAGAUAAAUUUGAGUUAUCAAGUUAUAAUUAUACUAUUAAUUAUAAUGACCCAAAUUUAGUGCAGUUAUAUAGCGAAGAAGCUGAAAAAUAUGACAACAUUCUUCAAAGCAAAUCAGAUAUUAUGUUCACUGUGGAUACUUUAGAGACCUUGUCGACGCAAAUCAGGCAACAAAUGCCAGGUCCAGAAAAUUGGGAUGUAAACAACUUAAGUGAUCCUAUUGAGUUUGAAGCAGAGCAUUCAGCGAAUGAAAUUGAUCAGUCUGAAAUCAAUUUGUUAGGAUCACCAAAAUUGGAUGAUAAUUUAUAUACACUGAGGCAAGAAUUGAUCGAAUCAGCUGGGCAAAAAUCAAUUUCAGUAGACAGUAAAUUAGAUGAACAAGACUAUGCUCAGUGUGUUGGAGCUUAUAUCUCUGGCACAGGGCAUCGGGAUAUUAUCCCACUACGGAAACGUUCUAGUGGUCUCGAAUUAUUACGGAACACUGGGAUUAAUCGAACAUACUUUGGGAAUGAUUUACUUAAACAUUUAACAGUUAAUAAUUCGAAUGAAGAGUCUAAUGAGAACAAUGUAUGUCAUGCAAAUGAAUUUCUAGAUACAUGGGCUAACAGCAAUUGUGAGAAUGCAUUCAUUGGCUCCGGAAUUUUGGAUGUGUUAUCAAAAUUAGUCUUGCCUUUAUCACAUAAAACAGAUGGUUACUUACGUCAAAAUUUAUUAAAAACUGUCAAAUGUACAUAA
Molecule: messenger RNA, 7089 nt
Organism: Trichobilharzia regenti
Lineage: Eukaryota; Metazoa; Platyhelminthes; Trematoda; Strigeidida; Schistosomatidae
Source: the annotation of a GenBank genome assembly